Messenger RNA from Amaranthus tricolor (Joseph's coat), 1545 nucleotides. RefSeq lists its product as uncharacterized. Bases 1 to 1545 code for a protein of 514 amino acids. NCBI's taxonomy places the organism in Eukaryota, Viridiplantae, Streptophyta, Magnoliopsida, Caryophyllales, Amaranthaceae. The transcript has a single exon. The record is from RefSeq and is a predicted model, not a curated record.
AUGGAGAAUGAGAACCCAACCGACCACAAUAAUCUAUUAAUCGACAAGUGCAUGACACACAAGUACAACAACAUCACUUCUAAUCAAUUAAUGUUGAUAGCUUUUCCUUUUUCUCUUGCGGGGGCAGCUAAGCAGUGGCUUCAAGAGGAAGAACCCAACUCCAUUGCUACUUGGGAGGCUCUGAAAAAGGCAUUCUUGCAUCGAUACUACCCACCCGGAAAAACUUCAAAGUACCGAAAUGAAAUCUCUACUUUCAAGAAAAAAGACGGGGAAUCACUCUAUGAUGCGUGGGAGAGAUUCAAAAGUCUAAUCAGAAGGUGCCCACAUCACGGAUUACCAGAUUGGAUGGUUAUUGAGACAGUCUACAAUGCUUUGAGCCAUGAGAUCCAUACUUCUGUGGAUGCUGCUGCUGGGGGUAACUUCAUUAUGAAAACUCUGACCCAGGCCAAGAAAAUUCUUGAUGACAUGGCCUCAAAUUACCACUGGCGAGAACAAUCAACUCCAAGGCGAGGUGGCAGGUAUGAAGUGGAUGCUAUUGUUGCUUUGACUAAUAAUGUGCAAGCUUUGACAAGGAAGGUUGAGCAAAUGGAUGUAGCUGCAGUAAAUAAAGUCUGUGGUGCUUGUGGCUUAAAUGGGCAUUUUAGUGUUGAUUGCCAACUUCAAGCCGAAGGGGUUGCUGCUUUGGAACAAGUCAAAGCCAUCCAAAAUCAGAAUGCCAGACAACAAUACAACCCCUAUUCCAACACCUUCAACCCAAGAUGGAGGGAUCAUCCGAAUUUUUCCUACAAAAACAACAAUGCCCAGAAUCCCUCAUCCUCGUACAACAUACCAUUGGGUUUUCAACAAAGACCUCCCUUCCCACCUCAACAACAACAUCCACCGAAGUCCAACCUUGAGAGCUUGAUGGAGAACUUCAUGGCUACCCAAAGCAAGCAAAAUGAACACUUCAGCACCUCCAUUAAUCAGAUUUUGGCUCACAACAAAAUGAUCGAUACUCAGAUGGCUCAGAUGGCACAACAAUUGAGCAACUUGUCUAUGCAAAAGGGGCAACUUCCGGGAAACACAGAAAAGAACCCAACCACAUCUCCCCAUCAGCAACUCAAUGCAGUAACUACGAGGACCGGUAGGACACCUCAUGUUCUAGCCCCUAAGGUAAAGACUUCACCUAUUGUUGUUCAAGAUUCAGGAGCUAAUGAUGAUGUUUCUAAAGAAAAGAAGGAUGAGUUAGUCAAUUCAGACAAGCCCACAAUUGCUGGUCGAACUUACACACCACCAGUGUCAUUUCCUUCUAGAUUGGCACAAGCGAAGCUUGAGCAUAAAUAUGGAAAAUUGCUUCAAGUUUUGAGCAAGCUACAGAUCAACAUCCCCUUCUUAGAAGCCAUUAAGGAAAUGCCCUCUUAUGCUAAAUUCCUCAAGGACAUCAUUUCUAACAAACGCAAGCUAGCGGAGAGUGUGGUGGAAACUUUGAAUGGGCAAUGUAGCGCUAUUUUGGAAUGCAAGAUUCCUAAGAAACAAGCUGAUCCUGGUAGUUUACUAUCCCGCUGA